Brassica rapa (field mustard) is the source of this 1791-nucleotide messenger RNA. RefSeq names its product inactive endochitinase At2g43600. Gene Ontology annotation, molecular function: chitinase activity. Lineage: Eukaryota; Viridiplantae; Streptophyta; Magnoliopsida; Brassicales; Brassicaceae. The record is from RefSeq and is a predicted model, not a curated record. Gene Ontology annotation, biological process: chitin catabolic process; cell wall macromolecule catabolic process; carbohydrate metabolic process.
CAUGGGUUCAUCAAAUUUGGUAUAAUGGUAAUGACUGAAUAAUAAUAGAAAAAGAAGAAGCCUGCGACAUGGGGAGAACAUGCAAGGAUGAAAAGCAAGAAAAUGUGUAAAAGAAGGUGAUUCAAAAACCUUUAUUUAUGAUAUCCCAGUCACCCACCAAGUCACCAACCCACAUCCAAUAUAUAGUAAUCAUUCAAGCACAGAAUGAGGUUGAAACAGAGACUUUAAGUUUUAGUUCGAAAUUUUACCCCAAAAUGGGUUGAGAGAUCCGGUUACUAAAGGAUUUACUUUAAUAAUCAAGUUGAAUCAAUCACACUAAACUUUCUUGCUAGUUUUUAAUCAAGAUGCCGAGAUGUAGUUUAUGUUUUUACUGAUGUUUAAUUUAAUUAAUCUUUAUAGAUGAUGGCGACAUCCAGCUCUUCAUAAUUAUAUUGUCAGAUACUACAUCUAGCUAGUGGCAUUAUUGAUAUCUCCACUGUCGAACAAAAGCUUACUGUAUUUUGUUGUUGGUGUAAGUUAUUGUUAUAUUAGUUACAAAGAAAGAAUUUUGAACUGAAUUAAAUAAAAAGGACUUCACUAAUCGUAAAGAAAUAAUUAAUUAAUUUUACACGUAGCUGACUAGGUUUGCACUUCAUAUACGUUCUCAGACCAACCAGUUUUCUUCACAUGGCUGAUUUUCCAACUAACUCCAUCAAACGAAAAAAAAAUAUGUCGAACCGAAACGCGACUGUUGAAAACGCUCUCAUGUUUUUCCUCCUCGCGUUUGCCGUCAUGGCCAAAACCGUGUUCUCGCAGAAUUGCCAAAGCACCGGGUGUCCAGGCCUCAAGGAGUGUUGCAGCUCGUGGGGUUCCUGUGGAAUCAAAGAUGACCAGUGUGGCUUUUGGUGCUUCAGUGGCCUCUGCAAUCUCAAAAACAAAUCAUAUGGAUUCAACUACAACGUCAGCGCCGGUCCACGCGGUCCAAUAGAGAGCAUUGUCACACCAUCGUUGUUCAAACGCAUCAUGAGCAAAGUAGGAAACAACUGCCCGGCAAAAGGGUUCUACACUCACCAGGCUUUUAUCUCGGCGGUUAAAUCGUUCCAAGCCUAUAAAGGAACGGUGGCUAAGCGCGAGAUAGCAGCCAUAUUGACUCAUUUUGCUCACGGAUCUAAAGGCUUUUGUUACAAAGAAGAUAAAGCGAGAGGGAGGUACUGUUCUCCGAGCAAGAAGUACCCUUGUGAACCGGGAAAGCAAUACUAUGGUCGUGGUCCGCUUCAGUCAAUCAGAUGGAACGAGUACUAUGGUGCAGCCGGCAUAUUCCUUAGGUUGCCUAUGUUGAAAGAUCCGGAUAUGGUGGCUCAUAGCCCGGAAGUGGCUUUCAAAUUGGCAUUGUGGUUCUGGACCACAAAUGUGCGUCCAGCUUUGUAUUUAGGAUUUGGAGAAACCUCGAAAAGAGUGGACGGUCGACUAUGCGAUAACUUACAUCCUGACGAUACUAAGAACUUGGUUAAGCAAUACGUGGACUUGUGCAAGAUCCUUGGGGUUACUCCUGAUGAAGGUCUGUCUUGUUAAAACAACAUCAAAUAAUGUUAAACAAACAUCAAAUAAUGUAACAUUAAUUUGAAUUAUAAUUUAUUAUUGAGGAUGUUAAAGUUUAAACGUCUUGCAAAUUAAUCAUGUAAAGCAUGUUGGCACACGGAUUUCUGUAUUAGCAAUCAGGUCCCUGAUUGAUAGAUAAAUGUUCUAUCUCAAACAUUUUUUUUAGAAUAUUUUUCUAUCUCAAUAAUACAUAAAAAUUAGAAUCGUUAUUAA